Messenger RNA from Acanthosepion pharaonis, 489 nucleotides. The record is from the annotation of a GenBank genome assembly. Lineage: Eukaryota; Metazoa; Mollusca; Cephalopoda; Sepiida; Sepiidae.
AUGCCUACUCAAAAGUUCCGUUUUCGACCACCUAAACAAUCCCAGCAGAGGAAAAGAGAAAGAGCAAAAGAAACUGAAGAACAGCUACGCAAGAGAAAGAGGGAAGACUCAGAAAGGCAUGCAACAUUACGAGCGUCACAGAGUCAACUUCACAUCCAUCUAUCUAUCUAUCUAUCUAUCUAUCUAUCUAUAAAACAUCUAUGUCGUGCUGUUUCCCCUGUCCAUCUGUCUGCGUCUAUAAACGCUGUAUCUCCGAUCCUGCACUUGUCCUUGUCCUUAUCUAUCUAUCUAUCUAUCUAUCUAUCUAUCUAUCUAUCUAUCUAUCUAUCUAUCUAUCUAUCUAUCAUAUUUAAUAUUCCCCCCAGGGAUAUAUGUGGCACAAAGCCUAACAGAUCUAUCUAUCUAUCUAUCUAUCUAUCUAUCUAUCUAUCUAUCUAUCUAUCUUACUGUUGUGCAUUGUGGGAAUCUAUUAAGGUCAGUUCAGUCUAA